Messenger RNA from Letharia columbiana, 1407 nucleotides. RefSeq lists its product as uncharacterized. Gene Ontology annotation, biological process: potassium ion transmembrane transport. Gene Ontology annotation, cellular component: membrane. The record is from RefSeq and is a predicted model, not a curated record. NCBI's taxonomy places the organism in Eukaryota, Fungi, Ascomycota, Lecanoromycetes, Lecanorales, Parmeliaceae. The coding region runs from base 1 to 1407 and encodes 468 amino acids. Gene Ontology annotation, molecular function: potassium ion transmembrane transporter activity. The transcript has 10 exons.
AUGCAAACACUUCCCCCCCUAUCGUCAAGUCACAUCCACAUCGCUGAUGAUGCGGUCGAUCGCAUCCCCUCCAUCGGCACUGGUGCCUACGCGCACCAGCAGCGGUUGGAAAAGCCGGGCUUGAGCAGGUAUAGCACGGAGGAGAAGGAAGUCGAGGAAGAGGAGGACGGGAGGGAUGUGAGGAAGAAGCAGACUUUCCGAGGCAAAUACCUCUUCUGGCUCGCGUACCAAUCCAUUGGCGUCAUUUACGGCGACAUCGGCACCUCCCCCCUCUACGUCUACUCUUCAACCUUCAGCUCCGAGCCCAGCCGGGAUGACCUCCUCGGCGCGCUCUCCUUGAUCAUCUGGACCUUGACGCUGAUGGUUAGCGUCAAGUAUGUUACCAUUGUGCUCAGGGCGGAUGAUGAGGGUGAGGGGGGGACGUUCGCUGUCUAUAGUUUGUUGUCCAGAUAUGCAAAUAUCGUGAGACGCGAUCCAAGAGAAGAGAGGGGCAUCAAGAUGGAGAGGGUCAAGACUAAUGAAUUGAGCACCGGCAGCAAGUCUGCGAGGAAUUUCAUGGAAAGGAGUGCAUUCAUGAAGGCCUUGUUGAAGGUUGUGGGGGUGUUGGGGGUGUCAUUGGUCAUGUCCGAUGGUGUCCUCACCCCAGCUCAAUCUAUUCUGGGUGCCAUUCAGGGCCUGGAAAUCGUCAAGUCUGACAUCUCCUCAUCCACCAUCGUCGGCACGACUUGUGCUAUCUUGAUCUGCCUUUUUCUCAUUCAGCCUCUGGGUACAUCCAAGAUUGGAAGUGCUUUUGCGCCGAUUGUCAUCAUUUGGCUGCUGUUCAAUCUCGCCUUUGGCAUCUACAAUCUGGUCUUCUUUGACCACUCGGUCCUGAAAGCGUUCUCGCCCUACUUUGCCGGGGCAUACUUUGUACGGAACAAGACCGACGGAUGGAGGUCUCUUGGAGGCAUUUUGCUCGCCUUCACAGGCGUUGAAGCAUUGUUCGCCGAUCUCGGUGCUUUUACCAGGAGGGCCAUCCAGCUCUCGUGGUUGUGCUUCGGGUUUCCGUGUCUUCUGCUGGCCUACAUCGGUCAAGCUGCAUACAUUAGUCAGAACAAAGGUGCCUACUCCAACCCCUUCUUCAACUCUGUGCCUCCGGGCAUGUUCUACCCUAGUUUGGUCAUUGCCAUUCUUGCGGCUAUUGUGGCAAGUCAGACUAUGAUCACUGCGACCUUUCAACUGUUGUCCCAAAUAAUCAAGUUGUCAUACUUCCCACAAAUCAAAAUGAAACACACAUCGAGGACCUUCCACGGUCAAAUCUACAUUCCGUGGGUCAAUUGGAUUCUCAUGGUCGGCACGAUUUGCGUCACAGCGGCGUAUAGCAAUGUGCGCACCUAUCUCUUUGCCGUUAGUGCUCGCAAACAGUGA